This is a messenger RNA of Nymphaea colorata (pocket water lily), 693 nucleotides long. RefSeq lists its product as uncharacterized. The coding region runs from base 1 to 693 and encodes 230 amino acids. The record is from RefSeq and is a predicted model, not a curated record. The transcript has a single exon. NCBI's taxonomy places the organism in Eukaryota, Viridiplantae, Streptophyta, Magnoliopsida, Nymphaeales, Nymphaeaceae.
AUGGCAGCCCUCCAGCAGUCUCGUAACUUCCUCAUAACCAAGGUCAACGUGGUCAUCGAGUGCUACGAUAUUUUCAAAAGCCGUUUUCCCUUCUCUAAACCCAUCGCCGAAAACCCCACCUACAGCAACAACGCUUGGGAUAACCUCUACAAUAGCAAAAAGCCGACUAAUAAUAACACCGGCGGCUGGAACAAUCCUCCUCCUGUGAAUCCCAACGGCGGAUGGGGAACCAACAACAAUACCGGCUGGGGAGCCAACCAGCAGGCCAGCAGCUGGGGAAACAACAACAACAAUACCGGUUGGGGAGGAAGCAAUAACAACACGUGGGGCAGCAACAACAACAAUACUGGCUGGAAUGCGAAUACAAAUACUUGGGGAAACCAGUCUUCUAAUAGCUCCUGGGGAAGCAACAACAAUACAUGGGGUGCCGCUGGAGGAGCCAUUGGUGGAGCCAUCGGCGGCAUGGGCGGCAUGGGUGGCAUUAUGGGAAGUUCCAACGUCACAAACACCAUCGCUUCUGCGCAGAAACUGGUGGGAAAGCAAAAGCAAACUCUGCAGCAGAUGAACGCACAAUACCUAAAAGUCAUUGACAAGGUGCAAGUGCUGGACGUCACCAAGCAGUCCCUGGAGUCAGAAGAAAGCUACCUGAGAACGGAAAACUUCGAAAUGGCCAACUUCCUCAAGGAAAAUUAG